Molecule: messenger RNA, 991 nt
Organism: Paramecium octaurelia
Lineage: Eukaryota; Ciliophora; Oligohymenophorea; Peniculida; Parameciidae
Source: the annotation of a GenBank genome assembly
AUGAAGAAUAUAGCUUUCUUAAAGAGUUAGACUUAUUAAUAAAUAAUUAAUGAUCCAGUCAAGAUAAUUAGAUUAAUUAUAAAAAUAACAUUCGAUUACUUAAUAAUAGUUGGAUUACAAAAAUUAGUUCUAAAUUGGCCUCAUUAGUAUCAGCCAAUAAAGAAUAUCCUGAAUUAUCUAAAUGAGUAAACAUCAAAUAUUUAAGCAUUUUAAGUGAAAUAAUAAAUAAAUCCAAAACUAAUUGGAACAUUAGAAUAAAAAGAACAAUGUAAUGCAAUUGUAUUUGAUCCUAAAGGCAAUAUUAUGGUAUCAGCAUGUGGAAAUAAAAUUAAAAUUUGGAAUUUUCAAAAUAAUUUGAUUUAAGACGUUAAUUCACUUUUAAAGCAUUAAAAGAAGUUACUUGUUUGGUAUAUAGCUAAAUAAGCAAUUAUUUUAUUUCUGGAUCAAGUGAUGGAUCACUUAGAUUAUGGAAGGAAGAGAAUAAUAAUCAAUGAUUUAGUUCUAAACCUUAUUGUGAGAAUAAUCAAUGGAUUUAUUGUAUGAUCAUGACGCAAAAUGAAGAUUAAUUAAUUUCAACUAGUGCAGACUUUUUGAUUAAGUAUGGAGUAUAGAUUUUAUUAAUAAUAAACUUACAUUUCUUUAUUCUUUAUUGAUUCAUACUAGCGAUGUAAACUCAAUAAGUUUAAAUGAAUCAGAAACUGUCUUGGUUUCAUGUGGGCAUGAUAGUUUAAUAAUAAUUUGGUAAAAGGAUGUCGAAAAUUAGUGGGCAUUUUAUGAAUUUGUUAUAAUGAUUGAAAAUAUAAUAAGUUUUAAGAUAAUGCAAAAUUUUCAAAAACAGAUCAUAUUUAAAUAUGUUAUUAAUAGAAAUUGCUUUUGUGAUUUUUAUCGACCAUAAGUAAUUAAUAUAAGAAAAUGGAUAUCAUAUUAGGUUAAUAAAGAAGAUUAUUUUAUUUGGUUACCUCCUCAAAGCAAUAUACUGUGUGUUUACUGA